AUGGCGGAUCAGAAUGAUGUAGACCUCGAUUCCAUUAUCGACAGACUGUUGGAAGUUCGGGGCAGCCGUCCAGGCAAGCAAGUCCAGCUUUUGGAGGCAGAAAUCCGCUAUCUCUGCACCAAGGCCCGUGAGAUCUUCAUCUCGCAGCCAAUCCUAUUAGAGCUUGAGGCGCCAAUCAAGAUAUGCGGUGACAUCCACGGCCAAUAUUACGAUCUCCUCCGCCUAUUCGAAUAUGGUGGCUUCCCUCCCGAGGCCAACUAUCUCUUCCUCGGAGAUUACGUUGACAGAGGAAAGCAAUCGCUCGAGACGAUCUGCCUGCUGCUUGCCUACAAGAUCAAAUACCCCGAAAACUUCUUCAUCUUGCGUGGCAACCACGAGUGUGCUUCCAUCAACCGCAUCUAUGGAUUCUAUGACGAAUGCAAAAGGAGGUAUAACAUCAAGCUUUGGAAGACAUUCACAGACUGCUUCAACUGCUUGCCUAUUGCGGCAAUCAUUGACGAGAAGAUUUUCACAAUGCAUGGUGGUCUCAGUCCAGAUUUGAACUCGAUGGAGCAGAUCCGCCGCGUCAUGCGCCCCACUGAUAUUCCCGACUGCGGUCUGUUGUGCGAUCUCCUCUGGUCAGAUCCAGAUAAAGAUAUCACUGGCUGGAGCGAAAAUGACCGAGGUGUCUCCUUCACUUUCGGCCCAGACGUCGUAUCCCGAUUCCUCCAAAAACAUGACAUGGAUCUAAUCUGCAGAGCUCAUCAAGUGGUCGAAGACGGCUACGAAUUCUUCUCCAAGCGACAAUUGGUCACCCUCUUCAGCGCACCCAACUAUUGCGGGGAGUUUGACAACGCAGGAGCAAUGAUGAGUGUGGAUGAGAGUUUGUUAUGUUCGUUCCAGAUCCUGAAACCAGCGGAGAAAAAACAAAAGUACGUUUACGGUGGCCUUGGUGCUAGCAGGCCCGUCACUCCUCCGAGGAAGCAUAAGUAG
Molecule: messenger RNA, 972 nt
Organism: Venustampulla echinocandica
Lineage: Eukaryota; Fungi; Ascomycota; Leotiomycetes; Helotiales; Pleuroascaceae
Product: Serine phosphatase
Exons: 4
Coding region: 1-972 (323 amino acids)
Cellular component (GO): cytoplasm; nucleus
Molecular function (GO): protein serine/threonine phosphatase activity
Source: RefSeq, a predicted model, not a curated record